AUGGCUGACCCUCCGACUUCACAGACUUCUUCGGAUGCCGUCACGAACGCUACGCCUACCGGCAACCCCACUCCGGGACCGGUUGAUGUCACUGUUCCUGCCAGUGACUCAGCUCCUGACCCAGUGUCGAACCAUAGUGCCGUCGUUGUGGCUGCAGACGAUUUCACGGAUGAUACCGCCUCAGACAUCGCAACUGCUCCAAAAGCGCUUCUUUCGCUGGCUCCAUUUUUCAACGUGACGAGGUCUUCUAAUGCCCUUCAGAGUGUGUCAUCCUCAAGUGCAAGCUUGUCCAGUUCGAUACUCCAACAUCGCCUGGAGAAUGGAAGAACUUAUCACAAGUACAAGGAUGGAAAGUAUCUUUAUCCCAAUGACGAGAAGGAAAACGACAGGCUAGACUUGCAGCACAACCUUUUUCUUCUCACCUUGGAUUACAAGCUCGGUCUUGCCCCUCCCAAUGACCAAGGGUCCGAUGUCAAGCGCGUUCUCGACGUUGGUACCGGCACUGGACUAUGGGCCAUCGAGUUCGCCGAAGAGCACCCCGAGGCUGAGGUCCUUGGUGUCGAUCUCAGUCCACCCCAGACUGAAUUUGUCCCGCCUAAUCUCAAAUUUGAAAUUGACGACGUCGAGCAACCCUGGACGUACAGUCGUCCGUUCGACUACAUCCACAUUCGUGGUAUGACUUCAAGCGUCACUGACUGGCACGCUUUUUUCACCCAGGCAUACAAGGGUCUCGUCCCCGGUGGUUACAUUGAAUUGUUUGAAGGCCACGCCCGUACUCAGUCCGACGACGGAUCUCUGACGCCUGCCCACGCCUUCUGGCAGUGGUGUGACAAACUGGAUGAAUGCUGCAAAAUCCUCGGCCGUCCUUUUGUUCACGUCCCCGAUCUCGUCCCCAUUUUGAAGGAGGUCGGCUUCGUCGACGUGACGAUUGUACCUUUCAAGUGGCCAAUCGGUCCGUGGGCCAAGGAUCCAUACUACAAAGAGCUUGGGGAGUGGGCUCUUGCCAACGCCUUUGAUGGUCUCGAGGCCUGGACUAUGGCUGCCUUCACCAGAGCUCUUGACUGGACAAGCGCAGAAGUCCAGGUCUUUCUCAUUCAAGUGAGGAAGGAUUUAAGGGACAUGAGCAUCCACCAUUAUUGCCCUCUGUGGGUGAUCUACGCGAGAAAGCCGGAAGACGAAGGCCAGCAGGAGGUUUCCACCGCAUAG
This is a messenger RNA of Colletotrichum higginsianum IMI 349063, 1206 nucleotides long. Its product is annotated as Methyltransferase domain-containing protein. The transcript is spliced from 9 exons. The record is from RefSeq and is a predicted model, not a curated record. NCBI's taxonomy places the organism in Eukaryota, Fungi, Ascomycota, Sordariomycetes, Glomerellales, Glomerellaceae. The coding region runs from base 1 to 1206 and encodes 401 amino acids. Gene Ontology annotation, molecular function: methyltransferase activity.